Penicillium argentinense is the source of this 885-nucleotide messenger RNA. RefSeq names its product putative Coatomer subunit epsilon. Bases 1 to 885 code for a protein of 294 amino acids. The transcript has 5 exons. Gene Ontology annotation, cellular component: COPI vesicle coat. Gene Ontology annotation, molecular function: structural molecule activity; protein binding. The record is from RefSeq and is a predicted model, not a curated record. Gene Ontology annotation, biological process: endoplasmic reticulum to Golgi vesicle-mediated transport; intra-Golgi vesicle-mediated transport; retrograde vesicle-mediated transport, Golgi to endoplasmic reticulum. NCBI's taxonomy places the organism in Eukaryota, Fungi, Ascomycota, Eurotiomycetes, Eurotiales, Aspergillaceae.
AUGGAUCCAUUCUCAGCAGAGGGGCUCCUCAACAUCCACAAUGCCUUCCACUCCGGCCAAUACCAGAACGUGAUCGACUUCGACACCGCCGCCCUGUCGUCCGAGAACCAGCUUCCUGCGCGCGUCCUCAAGCUCCGCUCCCAGAUUGCACUUGGCCAGACUGACGAGGUCCUGGCCGCCGUCUCCAGUGAAGAGGAUACGCCCGAUCUCGCCGCCACCAAGGCCCUUGCUCAGCAGGCCGCGGGCAAGACCGACGCCGCUUUGCAGUUGGCCCAGGAUCUCGCUGAGAACAACCCCGACAAUGGAUCCGUGCAGGUACUUUGUGGGACUGUCCUCCAGGCCCAGGGAUACAAUGAGGAGGCAUUGGCUUUGCUGUCCAAGCACCAGGGUAACCUUGAGGCUGUCUCCCUGGUCGUCCAGAUCUAUCUGCAACAGAACCGUUCCGACCUUGCGCUGAAGGAGGUCCAGACUGCCAAGCGCUGGGCCCAGGACUCACUCCUCAUCAACUUGGCCGAGUCAUGGGUCGGUCUGCGCGUUGGUGGUGAGAAGUACCAGUCUGCGUUCUAUGUCUACGAAGAGCUCGCCUCCGGCCCCAGCACCUCCGCCCCUCUGUCCAUUGUCGGCCAGGCCGUCGCCGAAAUUCACCUCGGUCGCCUGCCCGAGGCCGAAGCCGCCCUGAAUGCCGCUCUUGAGAAAUAUCCCUCCGACACCGAGUUGAUUGCCAACUCCAUUGUGCUGAACGUGCUGGCAGGAAAGCCCUCCGAGGAUCUGGAGUCAAUUCUCCAGCAAACCGAGCCCUCGCACGCCCUCCUUGCCGAUAUCCAAGAAAAGAGUGCUCUAUUCGAUACUGCGGCGGCCAAGUACUCUCCUAAGGUCUCGUCCUAG